Labeo rohita (rohu) is the source of this 2077-nucleotide messenger RNA. RefSeq names its product sulfotransferase family 1, cytosolic sulfotransferase 6 (gene sult1st6). The coding region runs from base 431 to 1357 and encodes 308 amino acids. NCBI's taxonomy places the organism in Eukaryota, Metazoa, Chordata, Actinopteri, Cypriniformes, Cyprinidae. Gene Ontology annotation, molecular function: sulfotransferase activity. Gene Ontology annotation, cellular component: cytoplasm. The transcript is spliced from 7 exons. The record is from RefSeq and is a predicted model, not a curated record. Gene Ontology annotation, biological process: sulfation.
AUAUAAAUGCCUUGCACCUCAGGAACUCAUUACAGUAACACGCAAAGCAGAGUAGAUAGAAAUAUAGGGACACAGUUAGAAAAAGGCUGAGAGAGAACACUAAAAAUCACAGGAAUACUGAUAAUACAAAAGCUGAAAUUCUAGUAGCGAGAAACUUUGGAAAGCAAACAGAACCUGAUAACAGUUCAGGGAGGUUAAGCAAACAACAUCUAACUUUAAGAGAGACAGGGUAAAACCUCGGUUUAAAAAAUUUAUAUAUGUGACAUUUCAAAAGCAGUGCCUAGGGAUAAAGAAACAAGACAAGAACAUACUCUCAGUAUUCUCAAGAAUACAAAAAAGAGAUAUUUAAGCAACAGCAAAAAGAGAGAGAAACUUCAGGAAGCAGGAGUAAAAGGAACAAGAGAAUAUUACAGAGGACAUUUGUGUGGAGAUGGAAAAGGAACAGCUAAGCUAUGAAGAAGCCAUUCUGAGGGCAACUGAUGCUAUUCGUCGUUUUCCUCUAAUAGAUGUUGGGGGUAUCCCUCUCAUGAGCACCAUUGCUGAAAACUGGAAAUCAAUUUCGGAAUUCUGUCCUGACCCAUCAGACGUUCUCAUCUCUACUUACCCCAAAGCAGGCACCACCUGGACUCAAGAGAUAGUAGAUCUUCUGCUGCACAAUGGAGAUGCUGAGGUGUGCAAAAGAGCGCCAACAGUUGUCCGUAUUCCAUUUCUGGAGAUUUGCGCUCCUCCACCCAUACCAUCAGGGCUUGACUUACUUAGACAGAUGAAACCACCGAGAGUAAUCAAAACUCAUCUACCCAUUCAGCUAGUGCCUAAAGGAUUCUGGGAAAAUAAAUGCAAGGUCAUCUAUAUGGCCCGGAAUGCUAAGGAUAUCCUUGUAAGCUACUUCUACUUUGAUCGCAUGAACCUUACCCAGCCAGAGCCAGGACCUUGGGAUGGCUACAUUCACAAGUUUAUGAAGGGACAACUAGGUUGGGGCUCUUGGUAUGACCAUGUAAAAGGUUACUGGAAGGAACGCAAUGAAAGGAAUAUUCUCUACAUACUCUAUGAGGACAUGAAGGAGAAUCCUUUUAGGGAGAUCAAGAGGAUCAUGCACUAUCUGGACUUGUCUGUUUCUGAAGAUGUUAUAGAGAGGAUUGUGCAGCUGACAUCCUUCCAAGUCAUGAAGGACAAUCCAAUGGCUAACUACUCCUACAUCCCCAAACCUGUGUUUGACCAGUCUAUUUGUGCCUUCAUGAGAAAAGGAGAGGUUGGUGACUGGGUUAACCAUUUCACCCCAGCUCAAUCCCAGAUGUUUGAUGAAGACUACGCAAACCAAAUGAAAGAUGUGGACAUUCCGUUCCGCUUUAACAUUUGAUCCCUAAAUAAUAUAUGCAAUAUAUUACAGAAAUUUUGCCUAAUGUCAUUAGGUGUAACAUUCUACUCACCUGAUGUCAGUAACUGCAAAAAUAUGUAGGUAUUAUUAUUAUUAUUUUUUUUUCGAAAAAUUCUAAAUUUAUAAUUUCUUUAAAAUCUUAUAUCACACUUUAAGCAAUAUGCUUAUUAAUUAUGGCUUGAUUAUUUACAGUACAUUUAACAGGAUUGAACCUAAAGCCUAAAACCGUGGAAAUAAAGUUAGCUAUUUUCCAAAUAAAGAGUUAGGCAAAGUUAGCCAUUGAUCAGUGAGGGACUGGGAAUUAGAGUACAUGAUGGUGUUCAAUUUAAUUAAUUCUGAAAUGGUAUAAUCUUGCAGUUGAUAUAACACAGGUGAUGUUACACAAACCAGUAAUAAACUAAUACCAUAAAAGAAAACAGAAUUUAUUAAAUCCAUUAGUAAAUCAAUUACAUUGAUCCGGAUUCAUUAAUUACCUGGCUUUUGUUAGUCAAAGCAAUAUUACACAAGUCUAACAGGACUCAAUGUGAAAACAAGCAGUGUUAGGGUGGAGUAAAACAGUAUUUUCUGUAAAACUAAAUUUUUUUGUUCCAUCCAUCCAUUUUCCAAACCACUUGUCCUAUCUACAGUGAGUAUUACUUUCUGUAAAGCUGUUUUGAAAUGAUGUGUAUUGUGAAAAGCGCUAAUAAAUUUGACUUAACUUGA